Messenger RNA from Cyphellophora europaea CBS 101466, 633 nucleotides. RefSeq lists its product as uncharacterized. Lineage: Eukaryota; Fungi; Ascomycota; Eurotiomycetes; Chaetothyriales; Cyphellophoraceae. Bases 1 to 633 code for a protein of 210 amino acids. The transcript has a single exon. The record is from RefSeq and is a predicted model, not a curated record.
AUGGCCAGCCUAAUACUCCACGAGGACCCCGUCUCAGGCAACUGUUACAAGAUUCGACUCACAGCUUCGUUGCUGUCGGUCCCUCUCGAACGCCGCUUAUACAACAUACUGAAAGGCGAGACCCGGACUCCAGAUUUCCUUGCGAAGGUGUCCCCGUAUGGCCGUAUUCCUGUGCUACAGGUAGGGGAUGCCGCAUUGCUACCCGAAAGCAAUGCGGCGUGCCACUAUAUCGCCGAAGCCUACCAGUCAUCCUGCAACUUGAUCCCUGCGGACCUUCUACAGCGAGCACAAAUGCUUCAAUGGAUGUUCUUCGAACAGAAUCAGCAUGAAGUCAACAUCGCCACUCUUCGCUUCUGGCUCUCUAUCAUCGGCGAAGACAACCUCACCGCAGGCCAGAGAAGCCAGAUCGCUGGCAAGCGCGAAGGAGGAAGAGCUGCGUUGACCUACAUGAACGAGCAUCUGGCCAAGGCCGAGGGUGGAUGGUUUGUCGGUGGAAGGCUCACGUUGGCGGACAUCUGCCUUUUCGCUUACACGCACGUCGCCGACGAAGGUGGAUUUGACCUCAACGAGUGGCCUCAUGUGCAGACCUGGUGCAAGAAGCUUGCUGCCCAUUCUGGCUUCGUUGCCAUGUGA